AUGUUCUCUGCUACUUCUGGGGCUGUGCGCAUCGCCGCCCGCCGCAUUGCCCCCCGAGCCGCCUCCAUCGCUGUCGCGCCGAUAUCGAAGGCCUCCCUCGGUCGAGCCACCAACAUUGCCCAGGCCCGCGCCCUCUCUUCUACGGGACGUCUGUCCUAUGAAAAAAACCCGAACCCGCCCUUGGGCAAAAAGAAUGCCUCCAACGACACGCCGACUCGGAUUGGCCUCAUUGGAGCCCGAGGCUACACAGGCCAAGCCCUGAUCGACCUUCUCGACGAGCACCCCAAUAUGGACCUUCGACAUGUAUCUUCUCGAGAACUCAAUGGCCAGGAACUCAAGGGAUAUACCAAGCGCAAGAUCGUCUAUGAGAAUCUGUCCCCCGAGGAGGUAGCGCAACUGGACAAGGACGGCAAGGUCGACUGCUGGGUUAUGGCUCUCCCCAAUGGUGUAUGUCUGCCUUUUGUGCAAGCGCUUGGCCAGAGUUCGAGCUUGAUCAUCGAUCUCUCCGCCGACUACCGAUUCGACAGCACCUGGGGGUAUGGACUUCCUGAAUUAGUUCAGCGAAGCAAGAUUGCCCAAUCGACGCGCAUAAGCAAUCCUGGGUGCUACGCGACAGGGUCGCAACUAGCUUUGGCCCCCAUCCUGGAACACUUGGGAGCCACGCCCACCGUCUUCGGCGUGUCGGGUUACAGUGGUGCUGGCACAAAGCCUUCCCCGAAGAACGACAUCAACGUUCUUCGUGAUAACCUUUUGCCGUACAGCUUGACUGGACAUAUACACGAGCGAGAAAUCAGCCAUCAGCUUGGUGUACCGACAGCAUUUAUUCCGCACUGCUCCUCCUGGUUCCGCGGCAUUCACCUGACCAUCAAUAUCCCCUUGAAUAAGACAAUGACUUCUCGAGAUAUCCGUCAGAUCUAUCAAGACCGAUAUGCUGGCGAAAAGCUUGUAAAGGUCAUCGGUGAAGCUCCACUUGUGAAGGCGAUCCAAAACAAGCACGGAGUUGAGAUUGGAGGGUUCGCUGUUGACAGCAGCGGCAAGCGUGUCGUCGUCUGUGCCACAAUUGACAACCUGAACAAGGGUGCUGCCACACAAUGCUUGCAGAACUUAAACCUCGCGCUCGGCUACGACGAAUGGCAGGGAAUUCCUAUCGAAUGA
Messenger RNA from Anthostomella pinea, 1155 nucleotides. NCBI's taxonomy places the organism in Eukaryota, Fungi, Ascomycota, Sordariomycetes, Xylariales, Xylariaceae. The record is from the annotation of a GenBank genome assembly.